Messenger RNA from Chlamydomonas reinhardtii, 1225 nucleotides. RefSeq lists its product as uncharacterized. NCBI's taxonomy places the organism in Eukaryota, Viridiplantae, Chlorophyta, Chlorophyceae, Chlamydomonadales, Chlamydomonadaceae. The record is from RefSeq and is a predicted model, not a curated record. Bases 145 to 396 code for a protein of 83 amino acids. The transcript has a single exon.
GGUGUCAAUCGACUCCUCUUGACGAGCACUAUCACUCCGUGUCAUCAGCGGUCCUGUUCUGAAACUUCGGUCAAGGCGGGAUCCUAUCCAUGGGAAUCCUCCCGACCCAGCCCACCUCGUGCUCAACUGUCUGACACGUGACGAAUGGACAAUGUGCAUCGGCAUUCGGCAGCCUUGUCGGACACAAAUUCAUGGCGGGCGGCGAAGCGGGCUGGUGUCCAGCUUAAGGUGGGGGCACAACGCAAGUGCGAGUGCGGCGACUGCCCCACGUGCAAGGCCCGGGACAGCAAGAGCCGGCAGCGGGCGGCGAAGCGGGCGGCGGCGCAGCAGCCCAACAAGAAGCGCGGCGCGCCCUCUGCGGCUGCCUCCCGGUCUAAGAAGCGGCGCAGUAGCUAAGGUAUGUCGGAAUGUCACAUGUCGACGUGUCGCAACUUGACCGUGUCAAACAAUGUGCACACAGCCAUACCCGAAUCAAAACUCUGAAAGCGGAUUCUCAAUGCUCCUGUCAAGCUCUUUCCAUUUAGGACAUGGGGCCUGUUCCAGGCUGCCCCCUGGCGUAGCCACCCCCCUCAAAACGCUAAAAACUAGGCAUGUUUGAGCGCCUGGAUGCUGUGGGCGAGAACGUGGUUAGGGCCCUUCUUUCCAGCAGCGGUGGCCCCUGGAAGACGCAAGCCCUGUGCAGCGGCGUGCCCUGUGGUCGGACUAACGCUUUUCAGUUGAUGUCGAGCUGGACAAGAUAUGUGGCUGCACCCACGCCACGCCUCUAGUCUGAGGCCGCAAGCGUCUACCUCAUCUCCCGGACAUCGCCGGGGUCGGUUCGUACAGGCACGGCCCGCCAUGCGCCCAGCCACGUCCUGCUGCCAAGCGAAAGCACAGCUACUUUUAGCCGACGCAGGCACGGAGGCACGUAGGCAGGCACGGACAGGGGCGAUCCUACAGGCUUUGCAAGCUUGAGGGGGGCUGUAGCUCAGCUUUGGUAGAACGCCUCAUUCACGUGGGGCUGUGCGAAUGGCGAGGCGGAGUUAAGGUGCGGCGUGCCGAGCGUGCGUGUGGUGCUGUGACGGCUGCGAGCUGGAACGGAAGAAAAGGCUUUCUGACUUUUAGUCGACGUAAGGGCUUUCUGAAUGCGCCUGCGUUCCUCAAAGCGCCAGCGCCCAGCCCAGAGCUCAGGCCAGCUCGGGGCAGGAAAGGCAGGGCGGGGGCCAAAUUGUAAAGCGUGCUGCGU